Messenger RNA from Mesorhabditis spiculigera, 1230 nucleotides. NCBI's taxonomy places the organism in Eukaryota, Metazoa, Nematoda, Chromadorea, Rhabditida, Rhabditidae. The record is from the annotation of a GenBank genome assembly.
AUGGAGCCUGAUGCCAUCCGUCCCGACCGGGAUAAGACUGGGCGCCAAAAGAACCCACGCCGGACAACCGCCCAGACACCGAUGCUGAGCGGCAACGUCAAGCAGGUCAACCAGAUCGACAACGAUGCAGAAGAAGACGGCCGAAGCACAGCCACAAGCAGAACAGAUUCAACGCCAACGCCCGAAGCCAGCAUCCUCGUCACCCUUGCCGAAGUCGAGCAGCUUUGCUUGAGCCUUCGCGACGUCAUCCCGGCCACGCCGCCCUUGAUUGCCACCUCGGUGUACGACUGCAUCCACAAGCCGUCAUUGGUGUCGCCCCGGACCAAGCCCGACUACACCGGCUCGGAUGGCAUGGUGGACUACCUGAAGUUUGCGCUGAACAUCAGGAGGCUGCUGGUCGGCGUCUUGGACUAUAUGAACACGCUGAAGCCGAUCGCUGAUUUGGCGGAUAAGGAGCGGGUGACCAUCAUCCAAAACUGCGCCCCGGCCUACAUGCUCCUGAACUUGUUGCACAACACCGUCCACGCCAACCCCAACAACAACGCAAUUCUCUUUCCAAACGGCCAGUACAUGGCUGAUUUUGGUGACGUCAAAGACGAGCCGGACUUUGGAGAUGAGAAUCGGGACCCGGCCAAGGAAGAGCACGGUCGCUUGAGAAGGCUGCUGAUCCGCGACAUUUUGCCCGCCUUCCGGGAUCUUGAACUUGACGAGCAUGAGUAUGUGGCGAUGAAGGCUGCCCUGGCCCUCGACCCAAACACCGCGCAUCUUUGCCCAGAAUCGAGGAGAUUGCUGUCUGUAGCAAGAGACUCCGUCCAAUCCUCCCUCUACCAAUACAUGGCCGGCCGAGGGCCCGCCGAAGCCAUCGCACGCUACGGCAGAAUCCUAAUGAUGGGCGCCACACUCUCGAAAAUCGGCGAGGAGAAAGACCCCGUCGGCCGUACCAUGUUGCAACGAAUUUUUCUGAUUACACUUGCCUUGGCUUGCCUGGCCGACGGCUUCAUCCUACGCCAGAAACGUCAGACGAUGGAAUACCCUGAGGAGUUGAAGCAGUACGCCCUUCCGCACGCUGGUACCAGGAUCAUGGUCGGAUACGCAAAUCGAUAUGCGCCACAGGAUUAUCCAAAAUGGUACUCCCGUACGAUGAUGAAGUGGGGCGGAGAAAGCCGCAUGUCCCCCUACGAGCGAAGUGACCCCCAUUUCCAGCAAUUCAUGAUGGACAGCUUCCGGCAA